Messenger RNA from Dracunculus medinensis (Guinea worm), 432 nucleotides. The record is from the annotation of a GenBank genome assembly. NCBI's taxonomy places the organism in Eukaryota, Metazoa, Nematoda, Chromadorea, Rhabditida, Dracunculidae.
AUGUAUAUUGCACCGGCAGUUAUUUUUAUUAUACAAUAUUUUUGCUUGGCUGAAAAUCCUUGCACAAACGGCGGUAAAUGGAUUUCACACGAUUGUACUACAACUAACGAUUGUAAACUAAGAACAAUUUCUGCUGUUCAAUGUUUAAAUAAUGAAUGUUGCACGGUUCCACAACUUACGUGUGAAAAUGGUGGUAUGGCUAUUGCUGCUGGAUGUGAGGAGACAACUGAAUGUUUGCCUUUUGCAACUACACAAGUUGCUUGUUUGAAAAAUUUAUGUUGCACGGUGCCGCAGCAAUGCCCCGAUGGCGGAAAACUUGUUGGACUCGAAUGCACGAAUACACCAUCAUGCAUUCCUUUGUCAGGUGGCUGUCCAGUAACAUGCAUCACGGGGAUGUGUUGCGCAUAUCCAUAUCCUUUGCGAAAAAUAUGA